AUGUUAUUUUUCUCGCUUCCAGACAAUCUAAAUGACGCCUUGGCCAAGCUGAAACUCGCGUCCGCAGACAGCGCCUCGGACAGCGUGGAAAAUUGCUUGGACUGCCUCCUGAAAGCCCUCGCGAGCAGCAACACGGAGGCUAGCAUGAAGAUCCAGGAGAUGGGCGUUCUUCCCCUGCUGCCUACCCUGCUAAGCCCUCAGUCGUCCUGUACCCCCAAAGUGGCUAACGUCAUCGCAGAGGUGGCCAAAAACGAGUUCAUGAGGAGUCCCUGCGUGGAAGCCGGCCUUAUCCCGCCGCUCGUUCAGCUGUUGAACUCCACCGAUCAGGAAGUCCUACUGCAAACGGGACGGGCCCUCGGCAACAUCUGUUACGACAGCCAUGAGGGCAGGAGUGCCGUUGACCUGGCAGGAGGGGCUCAGAUAGUAGCCGAACACAUUAAAAGCCUCUCCCAAAAUACAGAGCCGGCAAAUGAGAAGCUCUUGACAGUCUUUUGUGGCAUGCUGAUGAACUAUAGCAAUGAUAAUGAUUCCCUCCAAGGCCAGCUGAUCAGCAUGGGCGUCAUCCCUACUCUGGUGAAACUCCUGGGCAUCCAUUCCCAUAACGCCGCCCUGACCGAAAUGUGUCUCAUCGCCUUCGGGAAUUUAGCAGAGCUCGAAUCCAGCAAGGAGCAGUUUGCCUCCACCAACAUCGCCGAGGAGCUGGUGCGGCUUUUCCGGAAGCAAGCGGAACACGAGAAGAAAGAGAUGAUAUUUGAAGUCUUGGCUCCUUUGGCAGAAAACGAUGUGAUCAAGUUGCAGAUGGUUGAGGCGGGGUUAGUGGAAUGUCUCCUGGAGGUGGUGGCCCAGACCGUGGAUGGUGAGCGGGAGGAGGACGUGGCCCAGCUGAAGACCGCCUCGGACCUCAUGGUGCUCCUGCUCCUCGGAGACGAGUCCAUGCAGAAGCUGUUUGAGGGUGGAAAGGGUAGCGUCUUCCAGAGGGUGCUUUCCUGGAUACCGUCGCACAACCACCAGCUGCAACUGGCCGGUGCUCUUGCCAUUGCUAAUUUUGCCCGUAAUGAUGGAAACUGCAUCCACAUGGUAGACACUGGUAUCGUACAGAAGCUUUUGGAGCUGUUGGAUCGGCACAUCGAUGAAGGCAAUGUCACUGUUCAACACGCAGCUCUCAGUGCACUUCGGAAUCUGGCCAUACCUGUUGUGAACAAAUCCAAGAUGCUGUCAGCCGGAGUGGCGGAUGUUGUUUUGAAGUUCUUGCAGUCAGAGAUGCCGCCGGUCCAGUUUAAACUGCUGGGGACCUUACGCAUGCUCAUCGACACACAAGUGGAAGCAGCAGACCAGCUUGGGACCAAUGCCAAAUUGGUGGAGCGGCUGGUGGAGUGGUGUGAAGCCAAAGAUCACGCCGGGGUGAUGGGCGAGUCCAAUAGGCUCCUCUCCGCUCUCAUUCGACACAGCAAAUCCAAGGAAGUGGUCAGGACCGUCAUCCAAGGAGGUGGAGUCAAACACUUAAUAACCAUGGCAACUAGUGAACACAUGAUCAUGCAGAACGAAGCACUGGUGGCGUUGGGGCUCAUCGCGGCACUCGAUUUGGUUGCUGCCGAGAAGGACUUUGUGGGCGCCGACCUGGUGGCUGUGCUUCACAAGCUUUUAUCGGACGAAAGGAGCGCGCCGGAGAUUAAAUACAACUCCAUGAUCCUCAUCUGUGCAGUCAUGGGCUCCGAGCCCCUCCACAAAGAAGUCCAGAGCCGGGCGUUUAUCGACGUGGUGUCCAAGCUGCGCUCUCACGAAAACAAGACCGUGUCGCACCAGGCGUCGCUCACAGAGCAGCGGCUAACCGCCCAGAGCUAA
Molecule: messenger RNA, 1842 nt
Organism: Nerophis lumbriciformis (worm pipefish)
Lineage: Eukaryota; Metazoa; Chordata; Actinopteri; Syngnathiformes; Syngnathidae
Source: RefSeq, a predicted model, not a curated record